Messenger RNA from Mandrillus leucophaeus (drill), 1436 nucleotides. It is a transcript of the gene CCDC106, whose product is annotated as coiled-coil domain containing 106. Lineage: Eukaryota; Metazoa; Chordata; Mammalia; Primates; Cercopithecidae. The coding region runs from base 541 to 1383 and encodes 280 amino acids. The transcript is spliced from 5 exons. Gene Ontology annotation, cellular component: nucleoplasm. The record is from RefSeq and is a predicted model, not a curated record.
GGUCCGCACGCCCACGCGAGUGCGGGGGAGGGGUGUGGGGCCCCGGAGGUAGGGGAGGCAGCGCGCACGGGCUGGACCUCCUCCUACCCUGGGAAGUUGGGGCAGUUUCCCUCUGCACCUGCCUCUUCCUUAGGCCUGGCGGUGUCCCGCGAUGAGAGUCCUUCCCGUUCAGGCCAGGUGUCCCUGUCAGGCGACCCCUUGGGGCACCCAGCAAUUUAGGGCUUCAGCUUCCUUUUCCUUCGAUACCCAGGAGCCCACAUCCCCAGCUCACUUCUCCCCUAGGACCUCGGUGGCUGGGCCCCCUUGCCCCUGACUCUGGGAACCCAGGAGUUUGAAGCUCAGGCGUGUUUUGCCUCAGUCCUGGGGUCCGGGCUCCCUCCUCCCUCAGACCAGGGAUCCAGGCCAGAAGGUCCUUCCUGUCUCACUUCACCUCCCCUAGGAUGGACCCUCGAGUCCAUCCGCGUCCCUCCAUUUGUGGCUGCUGUUUCUGUCCAGUGCCCCUGAGGCCCUCGGCUGCUGGGGUCCGCAGGAAGCCACGCCAUGAAUGACCGGAGCAGCCGGAGGCGGACAAUGAAGGACGAUGAGACCUUCGAGAUCUCCAUCCCCUUCGACGAGGCGCCCCACCUAGACUCACAGAUCUUUUACAGUCUGAGCCCCUCUCGGGGAAACUUCGAGGAGCCUCCGGAGGCUGCGUCCCCCGCCCUGGCUUUGAUGAACAGCGUCAAGGCCCAGCUGCACAUGGCUCUGGAGAGGAACUCCUGGCUGCAGAAGCGCAUCGAGGACCUGGAGGAAGAGAGGGACUUCCUGCGGUGCCAGCUGGACAAAUUCAUCUCUUCUGCUCGGAUGGAGGCAGAGGACCACUGCCGGAUGAAGCCUGGGCCCAGGCGGAUGGAGGGGGACAGCCGGGGUGGGGCUGGGGGCGAGGCCUCGGACCCUGAGUCAGCAGCCUCCUCCCUCAGUGGAGCCUCCGAAGAAGGCAGCGCCAGCGAGAGGAGGCGGCAGAAGCAGAGGGGAGGUGCUAGUCGGAGGCGCUUUGGGAAGCCCAAGGCCCGGGAGAGGCAGCGAGUGAAGGACGCCGACGGGGUCCUCUGCCGGUACAAGAAGAUCCUGGGCACCUUCCAGAAGCUCAAGAGCAUGUCGCGGGCCUUCGAGCACCACCGCGUGGACAGGAACACCGUGGCGCUGACCACGCCCAUCGCCGAGCUGCUCAUUGUGGCCCCCGAGAAGCUGGCCGAGGUGGGCGAGUUCGACCCCUCCAAGGAGCGCCUGCUCGAGUACUCCCGUCGCUGCUUUCUGGCCCUGGACGACGAGACGCUCAAGAAGGUGCAGGCGCUCAAGAAGAGCAAGCUGCUGCUGCCCAUCACCUACCGCUUCAAGCGGUGAUCGCACCACGCCUCCGCGCCUCCGCCCGGGCCUUCCUCCCCUGCCGACCCCGG